AUGUCCAUGAACCAGGCACAAGCACCGCGUAACUGUGUGAGCUGCAAGGAACGCAAAGUCCGUUGUGACCGUCGACGUCCGUGUUUCAACUGCACCAAAGCCGGUCGGGAAUGUGUCUUUCCAACUACCGGUCGCAUACUACGACAGCCGCAACGCAUGAGGCGGGAACCCAUGGUUCGAAGUGAGAAGGAGAUUGAUCUCAUGGAUCGUAUCCGUCGGCUGGAGAAUGUGGUGACCACUUUGCGCGGUGCAAGCCAAACUGAACAGGAUGAAGACUUCACCAACAGUGAGAUGUCAGUUAGUGACGACAUGGAACAGGGUGAGGCUAUUGCGUCUUCUUCAGCAACAUGGCGGCGUCACUACACGCCUUCAAAUGACUCGGCAGAUAUCGGUGUCAUGGUUGGCAAAGAACGAGGGAGACUCUACGUCGGCGAUGGCUUCUGGGCAGAUAUGCAACAAGAGGACCUUAUCCAAUAG
Messenger RNA from Clonostachys rhizophaga, 477 nucleotides. The record is from the annotation of a GenBank genome assembly. Lineage: Eukaryota; Fungi; Ascomycota; Sordariomycetes; Hypocreales; Bionectriaceae.